This is a messenger RNA of Andrographis paniculata, 899 nucleotides long. RefSeq names its product dirigent protein 22-like. Bases 168 to 707 code for a protein of 179 amino acids. NCBI's taxonomy places the organism in Eukaryota, Viridiplantae, Streptophyta, Magnoliopsida, Lamiales, Acanthaceae. The transcript has a single exon. The record is from RefSeq and is a predicted model, not a curated record.
CUAUCAUUUAUAAACAAUCAUAAUGCUGUAAAAGAAACCAAAGUUGGAAGUAUAUUUUAUUACACCUGCCCUGCAUUUGUGUUGUGUGUGGGAUCAAUAAUUUCAUCCCAUCCCUACAAAUUAAAGUGCCUAACUUCAGACACUCCCAAAAGCUUCAACCUUCAACAAUGUCUUCUCAUUACACUCUUCCUUUCACCCAAACUUCCAUCUCCAUCUUCCUCCUCCUCCUCUCAAACUCAAUCCCUUAUUCCGCCGCCGCCGGCCGACCGGAAAAAACCACGCGACUCCACUUCUACUUCCAGGACGAGGUGUCGGGGAAGAACGCCACCGCAGUGCAGAUCACCGGAAAGGGGCUCGGAUUCGGCGCAACGUUCGCGGUCGACAAUGCGCUGACGGAACGACCGGAACUCAAUUCCGACAUCGUCGGACGAGCACAGGGGAUGUAUUCAAACACAGCUCGGAACGACUCGGCGCUGCUGAUGGCUGUCACGUUUGUGUUCACGUCGGGGAAGUACGACGGGAGCAGCGUCAGCAUGCUCGGAAGAAACCGCGUGUUUGACCGCGUCCGGGAGAUGCCGAUCGUCGGCGGGAGCGGAGCGUUCCGGAUGGCCCGGGGCUAUGCACUGGCAAGCACGGCUUGGUUCGAUCCCGAGACCGGGAACGCCUGCGUCGAGUACAAUGUUACUGUGGAACAUUUCGACGUCUGAGUUCCAAGCCCGUGUUUUGUCGUUCCGUUUCUUGAUGUUCCUCGAUUUUCUUCGACCUGCUCAAAUUUAAACAAUAAUUCCACUGCAACAACAAAAUCAAAUGCAACAAUCAAGAGACACCAAAUCGCGAAACUUACUGAUCAUUCAAAUUCCAACGAUAUUUGGCACCGAACAAAACAAUUACGCUACAAC